GUGAGUGAGGCCGUGCGGCGCGAGCCCCGCGUCUGGCGCGAGCUCUCCGGGCCCCUCCGGCGGCGGCGCCGCGUGAGCCAUGGCGGGGUGGGGGUCGUUCUACCGGGGAGAGGGGCUGGAGGAGGAGGAGGAGGAGCAGCAGCAGGAAGAGGAGGAAGGGGCUGAGGCGGUCGCUGAGCAGAGGUUUUCGGGCCGGGACAGCCUCAUCUUCUUGGUGGAUGCCUCCAAGGCCAUGUUCGAGUCCGAUGGGGACUCAGAGACUCCUUUCGACAUGACCAUCCAGUGCAUCCGGAAUGUGUAUACCAGCAAAAUUAUCAGCAGUGACAGGGACCUGUUAAGUGUUGUGUUCUAUGGUACAGAAAACAACAAGAACUCGGCAGAUUUCAAGCACGUUUAUGUUCUCCAGGAGCUGGACAAUCCAGGUGCGAAACGUGUUCUGGAGCUGGACCAGUACAGGGGAGAUGAAGGACGAGCACUUUUCCGGGAGAACUUUGGCCACAACACUGCCUACUCACUGGGUGAAGCGCUCUGGGCCUGCUCAAAUCUCUUCAGUGAUGUCCGAGUCAGGCUGAGCCAUAAGAGGAUCAUGCUCUUCACCAAUGAGGAUAACCCUCAUGCCAAUGACAGUGCUAAAGCCAAGCUGGCCAGGACCAGAGCUGGUGAUCUCAGAGACACAGGUAUCAUCUUGGACCUUAUGCACUUGAAGAAGCCUGGAGGGUUUGAUAUCUCUUUGUUCUACAGGGAUAUUAUAAAUGUAGCAGAGGAUGAGGACCUUGGGAUCCAGCCUAAAGAGUCAGAGAAACUGGAACAUCUCAUGAGGAAAGUACGAGCAAAGGAGACAAAGAAACGGGCUUUAGUCAGGCUAAAUCUGCAUCUGAGCAACAAUGUGGCGCUUUCUGUUGGUGUUUACAGCCUUAUUCAAAAAGCUCAUAAACCAUAUCCGGUGAAGCUUUAUCGGGAAACCAAUGAACCAGUUAAAACCAAAACAAGGAUGUUCAGUGGAAAAACAGGCAGCUUGCUCCUACCCAGUGACACUAAAAGGACUCAGACAUAUGGAAAACGACAGAUUGUGCUGGAGAAAGAGGAGACAGAAGAAAUAAAGCGGUUUGAUUCUCCGGGUUUGUUUCUGAUUGGCUUCAAACCACUUUCAAUGCUAAAACAGCACCACCAUAUCAGGCCCUCCCAGUUCAUUUAUCCUGAGGAGUCCAUGGUGAGAGGGAGCACAACGCUGUUUAAUGCCCUAUUGAUGAAAUGCUUGGAGAGGGAGAAGAUGAUGCUGUGCAGAUACACCCCUCGCCGGAAUGUCCCUCCUCGCUUUGUGGCCCUGGUUCCCCAGGAGGAAGAGCUGGAUGAGCUGAAAGUGCAGACAGCCCCUCCAGGUUUCCACAUGAUUUUUCUACCCUACGCAGAUGACAAACGUAAUGUUGGUUUUACAGAAAACGUGCCAGCCAGCCAAGGGCAGGUAGACAAAAUGAAGGAAAUCAUUCAGAAACUGCGGUUCAAAUACAGGCCUGACAGCUUUGAGAACCCAGUUUUGCAGCAGCACUUCAGGAAUUUGGAGGCUUUGGCACUGGAUAUGAUGGAACCAGAACAAAUUGAGGAUCUUACAAUGCCAAAGUCUGAACAGAUGAGCCACAGACUGGGCAACCUGGUGGACGAGUUUAAGCAGCUGGUUUAUCCCCCUGACUACAAUCCUGAUGAGAAGGGUGUAAAGCGAAAACAAGCUUCUGACGGUAAAACUGAGAAGAGGCCCAAGGCAGAAGUCUCAGAAGAUGAGCUGCGGAGUCAUGUGCAAAAGGGCACUCUAGGCAAGCUCACUGUAACUGUCCUGAAGGAUGCGUGUAGGUUUCUGGGGUUGAGGUGUGGAAGCAAGAAGCAGGAGCUCAUGGAUGCUUUAACUGAAUACUUUAAUGGGCGCUAAACUGGAGAGGAAGGCCCUGGUUUACUUCAGUCUGCUUAGAAUUUUGAUUGUCUUGUGUGGGUGCUGUAUCUGUUUAAUUUUGCAAUGAAAGCGACUAAAUAUUGCUCUUUCUAGCAUGGAGAAACUUUCUACUGAGUUGUGAAACAUCUCUGCUAUCUUGGUUUGAAAAGACAGGUGUCUACUAAGGAAGGCAGGAGCCUUCCUUGAAAUGGAAAAAUGUAAACCUCCCUCCCUCUGAAUGAUUACAGUUUUGAAAUUAAGGGGCUCUCAGGGAAAGAUACGGGAAUAGAUAAAUAAAUAAAUAAAACUGAUUUACUAGAAAAAUCAAAAUAAAAAUGCAGCAGUACAAGAAAUCCUCUGACAGAGUCGGAAUACAAGCUGACACCCUGUUGGUCAGUGUUGGUAUCAGUCUGAUUCAGUGGUGGCUGCAGUCCUCCGGGAGUGACACAUGUGGAUCUGUUUGAAGCAGUGAUCCUGCAGAAGGGUGUAGUUUUCCUCUAAAGGUCCAGUGGUGGUGUAGAUGGGUCCAGUCUUCUGGGAAUCCAGAAGAGAAAGGUUGACUGCAGUGUUCUAAGUCUCAGAUUCUAUCCAGGUAGGAAUGCUUGGCUUCUCCCCUGGGUGGAGCAUCUCACAAUGGGAUGAUGUAAUUUUAUCAGUCAUACAGUGACUGACUCAACGGCCCAUUAACAGAAGAUAUCCCUCUGGAGGGAGGAUAAAGAACACUGCCCCACCUGGUUUUAACAGAUGGUAAUAGAAUAUAUACUUUUGUUUGCAUCUUGCAUUGCAGCUUAAGACAUCUGCAAAGUUGGAUUCUGUUGACAGUAGCUAAAGGCAGAACUGAAUUCCUUCUGAACUCAGGUCACCCACUGCACAUGGACAGAGUUGUGCCUUGCUGGUUUCUUAAUAAAGUUACACCUCUUCCUUUGCAACACUGACUGUGCCAUGUGUGCAUCAU
This is a messenger RNA of Poecile atricapillus (Black-capped chickadee), 2876 nucleotides long. RefSeq names its product X-ray repair cross-complementing protein 5-like. The transcript has 12 exons. Gene Ontology annotation, biological process: cellular response to X-ray; cellular response to gamma radiation; telomere maintenance. Gene Ontology annotation, molecular function: telomeric repeat DNA binding; DNA helicase activity; damaged DNA binding. Gene Ontology annotation, cellular component: nucleus; Ku70:Ku80 complex. The record is from RefSeq and is a predicted model, not a curated record. Bases 80 to 1921 code for a protein of 613 amino acids. NCBI's taxonomy places the organism in Eukaryota, Metazoa, Chordata, Aves, Passeriformes, Paridae.